Messenger RNA from Myotis lucifugus (little brown bat), 3048 nucleotides. RefSeq names its product glycerophosphodiester phosphodiesterase domain containing 4 (gene GDPD4). Gene Ontology annotation, cellular component: membrane. NCBI's taxonomy places the organism in Eukaryota, Metazoa, Chordata, Mammalia, Chiroptera, Vespertilionidae. The coding region runs from base 1 to 1866 and encodes 621 amino acids. Gene Ontology annotation, biological process: lipid metabolic process. The record is from RefSeq and is a predicted model, not a curated record. Gene Ontology annotation, molecular function: glycerophosphodiester phosphodiesterase activity. The transcript is spliced from 16 exons.
AUGGAAGAGGAGAAAAAGCAGGAGACAAGAUCGAAAAGGUGUUCUUCAUGCAUAGAAGACAAUUGCAAUCACGAGUGCUAUGUCACCUACAUUACUGGCUUAUACAGCUGUCAGUGGGAAGGCAAACUAGAGAAGCAAUCUGGACGUCGAUUCUGCUGCUGCUCUUUGGUAGAGCAGUUAUUUUACCCAUUUCUGGUAAUUGCAUUUUGCGUGUCUGUGGUUUUGCUGUUCGUGUGGAUAGAAACCUCAAAUGAAUAUCAUGGCUUUGACUGGGUUGUUUAUCUACUUACAGGAUACUGGUACUUCUGGUCCAUUCUUUUGCUGAGUUUAUUUGGAAUCUUGGUUGUCUACACUUCAUUGCUGUUGAUACUUGGAUUUUUGUUGAUUCGGGAAGGGUAUGAACUAUACCUGUACUGGUGUCAUAAGAUCCUGGUUAUGCUAGUGAUUCUGAUAUGCACUUUUUUUCUGUCGAUUUUAUGCAUUUACUGGAAAGACAGGUGGCUGACGUUUGGACUCUCACUGAAGGUGUUUGCUCCCCAUGUGCAUCUGACCAUGAUAACUCUGAUGGUUCUCCUUUCCUGGCCUGUGGCCUACUACUUGGUCCAUUUGGAACAAGAAGCUAGAUUCAGAAGAGACCAGAGUGAACAUCAUAGGAUAAAAAGAAUCAAGACAUGUGCUAGACUCACAAAGCUGAGAGCUGCACAAGUGGCUAUUGGACUGCCUUUUUUUCUUAUCCUUUUAUUUCUGUUUGUGGUGCCAUGGGGAUUUUAUUCUCCCUGCGUUGAGAAUAAGAAUAAAUUGGGACCCAAGCCGGCCAUCUUUGGACAUAGAGGUGCACCCAUGCUGGCGCCUGAGAACACCAUGAUGUCCUUUGAGAAAGCUGUUGAAAACGACGCCUUUGGACUGGAGACUGAUGUAUUCUUAAGUAUUGAUGAGGUGCCUUUUCUCAUGCAUGACCAUAACCUGAGAAGAACAACCAAUAUCAGGGAGGUCAAGCCAAGCGAAUCCUAUACAGCAACAUCCUUCUUCUAUUGGAAAUUCCUGUCAACUCUGAAUGCUGGCCAAUGGUUUAUAGAUCCAUGGAAGAAGCCAUUUUACAAUAUGAAACCCUUAUCAGAGGCUGAUGAAGAAAAAGCAGGAAGUCAGAAGAUUCCAAAACUAAGUGAUUAUUUGGAUAUUGCACGGAAGACAAAUAAAUAUGUGAUAUUUGAUCUUAAUGGCCCUCCACCAAAACAUCCUCUCAGAAGUACAUAUGUACGUCGUGUAGUAGAUGUGAUUCUUAAAUCUAAAAUUGAGCAACAUUUGGUUUAUUGGUUGCCUGGUUUUGAUAGGGACUAUGUGAGGUGGAGAGCUCCUAAUUUUCAGCAUGUGGGCCGGUUAGAUCCCGUUGCUGAACUUAAAAGAGAAAAUAUCAGUAUAAUAAAUGUUGACUACAAGAGGUUGUUCCACAACGGGUUGAGUGAUUAUAAAGCAGCUAACUUCAUUAUCAACUUAUAUAUCGUCAAUGAGCCUUGGGUCUUCUCACUGGCCUGGUGCUCCAAGAUUAACUCGGUGACCACAGACAACAUUGUGCUCCUGAGGCAGAUAAAUUACCCAUACUACACCAUGACACCAAAGUCCUAUGUGUUCCUGUGGGUUCUCCUAGAUUGUAUUUCUGCAGCUUUCAUUUUCGCCAUAUUUUAUUUUCAUUGGUGGAAAGAGAACCUAAGAGAACAAGUCUUUGAACGCACCAGCAGUUACACAGAUACUGGAAGUAUAAGAUACAAAGGGAGAAAAAGUGAGAAAGGAGAAGAUUACUCUGCAGCCAUGCCAUCUUCCCAAGCUGGGGAAAGCCCGGAGCCUCCAGCAGCCCCUCCCGAGGUUUAACCAGGAUAAAAGACAUUGAACCAUAAUCAGUCCAGGAAGCCACCGAGCCUGCUACAGAUGACCUUAGACAACCGGUGCCCACUGAGAAGGCCUUUGAAUCCACCCCAGCGCUCACCUAGAAGGCCAACAGAGGCCACCCUCCAGACUGCAGUGCCAGAGGCAAAGGACCCAGCAGUUUCCUCCAUAGACACCCCUCACCCUAAAACAACCCAAAAAGACUCCCACUGUUGAAUACUCCCAAGAAUCCUGUUUUAUGAUGUUUUCCACCACAUCUAACAUGUCCUUCUCCUUUGGGCUCUCUUCAAAGAAUGAGCCACAUCUUGCCCCCUUCUAAUUCUUCCUCUCUGUGCCUAAGGGUGGUGAUGGCGGGGAGUGGUCAAGAAGGGAGUGCAGAAGAGCAUUGGAAGCUCGAUGGAGAACGUCUGGUCUAGCCUUUCUAUAAAGGAUGCAGCUCCAGGGUGUAGGCAAGAGGGAAAACAACUACUGUGGUCUUGGAGCUGGAGCGCAUUCUUCCCUGGAUGAUACGGGUUUUUCUCAUCCGAACCCUUCAUAGUAGCCCUGCUAUUGGAGCGGCGGUGGUGAACUUCAGCAUGUAAAUAAAGGCAACCUUUCAGGAAGACAGAAGGUAAGUGGAGUAUGCAUUCUUUGGACCCUUCUGUGAUGACUCAGGCUGAAAAAGACUAGGGGAUGAGUGCAAAAGGGAUGCCAUCCUGGGUCAGAAAAUGAGAGGUGGCCUGGGCAUGUUAGGGGCAAAGAUUUUAUCCACAGGCAUUCUUUGUGAUCUAGUGUGAAGUGGGAUGAUGCUUCCUAAUAGUUUGCUGUUGGCUGAUUCCCCAAUGGAAAGAGGGCUCAUUCCUUGAAGGGAAAUUACAAUUUAGAACAAGCAGCUGGAGCCCCUUCUGUGUGGGAUCCCAAUAGUAGAAGCAGUGAAUUGAGUUCCACUAGGUGACCAUCACCUAUUCACACUUAUCUGGGCCUCAGUGUCCCCAUCUAUACGAUGAUGGUGUAGGGGCAGACCACUGUAGCACCUUCCCCCAGGCCCAGGCUUAUCCUGGACUGACUGUGGAGGCAGGUAACCACUCGGGGUUGUGGGGGGCGGGAGAAGGGAGGGGCAGGACAGUCUAGGACAGCAACACGACCAUCCCAGAAGGCAGGGCUAUGGUUUGGGGCCUGCGUUUCCUC